Messenger RNA from Sitodiplosis mosellana (orange wheat blossom midge), 1286 nucleotides. Its product is annotated as YLP motif-containing protein 1-like. The record is from RefSeq and is a predicted model, not a curated record. Gene Ontology annotation, biological process: regulation of telomere maintenance. The coding region runs from base 757 to 1110 and encodes 117 amino acids. The transcript is spliced from 3 exons. Lineage: Eukaryota; Metazoa; Arthropoda; Insecta; Diptera; Cecidomyiidae. Gene Ontology annotation, cellular component: nucleus.
AACCAAAUGUUUCCCAUUGAUAACAAACUGAUAAGGAGUGCGAAUUUCGAUGUGACGAUUACAUAAUCCAUUGAGCACACAAAAUACUGCAUGAGAAUCGAAAAAAAUUUAAACUUUUAUUUUUCGAUUUUUGCCUGUUUUGGACCGUCUACAUGGGAAGUUUGUAUGAAAUUCUCGGAGCGCCGCUGCUAUGCAUUGGCUUCUAUGGCAAAAUGUACACAUGGAAAAAUCUCGAAAACGACUAGGUUAAUCGGCAAAAUGGACCAUGGUGUCACUCUCUUAAGGAAGUGUUAACACCCGGCUGGUUUGAUGGUCUAAAAUAAAAAUCCGGUGGAAUUUCGACUGAUCCAUGGAUUCUCAGGAUUUGACCUGAUUCCAGCACUUCAUUUUUUAUGUGCAUCUGUAAAGUAAUUUUAUCUAUGUUACCACAACGCAAACCAACUGAAGUGCUUAUUAUAUUUCGAAAUAUUUCCAUGUGUAAAUAUUUAAUAAUAUUAAGUAUUCAAUUGCGUGGCAAAAAUCGAAAAAAAGUUAAAAAAAUUUCUUCACGAUUCUCAUGCAGUAUUUUGUGUGCUCAAUCCAUUGAUGAUACCGCCACAUCAAAAUUCGCACUCCUUAUCAGUUUGUUAUCAAUGGGAAACAUUUGGUUCCAGACAAAUAACAUCACCAUCUUUUUACUCAAAUAUAUUUCUUCCAAUAACUACUCUAAUAAGAUAUCAUGAGUUCAUUUGAAAAUACAAUACUGCAUAUUCAAAAAUGCAACAAAAAUAUAUGAAAUCUUUUGAAUUUAAGUUCGGGGUUUUCAAAAGUAAAUGGGAUAACGACACAACUGAAAAUAAAUUGGCUCGUCUUGAUGGCACCAAUAAACCAAUGAAACAUACAACAAUAGAAGACUAUUUACAAAUGGAUGGUUGGGAACCGCCUCCAACAUCUACUAAUGGCAAGAAGCGUGUUCGAUGGGCUGAUUUAGAGGAGAAACGAGAACAAGACAAACAACGCGCUAUCGGAUUUGUUGUUGGCCAAGGAUGGAGUAACUUGAUUGAUCAACCACGAGACCAUUCACAUGCGUUAACAAAAGUCAAAUACAUUGAAAAAGUUAGAAAAAAUUGAAUCCACGAACCAACAGUUGCAAUGAUAGACUAUUAUUGAACCUUAUUAUUAAUAAUAGAGUGUUAUUGAUAGUUCGUGAACGAAAACAAUUGCAUUUAUGUUUCAUCGUUUUCAUAUUUGUAACUUUAUAGCUAGUGUGACAAAAUUGAAAUAAAUUAUAUUUAAAGUACUCAGCA